GGUGUGGGUGAAAACACAUUCACAUUUCCUACUGAAGAGUUCAGACUUCAAGUGCACCUUUGUGUGACAGUCACUGUCAGCAUGUCUGCUGUCUGGUUAAAGCUCCUAACCCUCCUUACCAUCCUCUCCUUCCCAGCCAAUAGUGGCCUAGUGAGCAGUGAAGUGGUAUGGAGAGAUCUUGGCAAAGCAGUCACUAUCCAGUGCAAAACUCCCAAACCAAACCAAGAGUACCUGACUCUGAAAAAGGGUCUCCGUGAGGAGUAUGACGUUUUGUACAUAGAUGGCAAGUCAGAAAAAAACACCAUUCACAAAGAAUUCAUGGGCAGACUUCAGUUAAAUGGCGUAUUCCCCGAUGUGGACAUUCUCAUCAAAAACUUGACCACUAAUGACACAGGACCGUACUGGUGCGUGUACAAGAAGUUUGACGUGGAGUCCAGUAAAACCCUGGAAAUGAAAGGCGAAGGGUCUGUUCUCCUGGUGGUGGCAGGUGGACCUCAGCAGGAUUCAGCAUGUCUCCAGUAUCACCCAUCAGACAAUAAUCUGGUCCUGGUAAUUGUGAUCUGUGCUGCGCUGCUGCUGGGCAUCAUCAUGUGCUUCCUCAUAUGGAUCAUCCUUAAGACCAAAACCACCAAAAGGCACACCAAAAAGAAACCGAGGCACGUCACCAACAAUGAUGUUUAUGAGGACAUGCGUGGAACAAUCAGACGCUAAAGAUGUCAGCUUGCAAGCAAGCAACAUGAAACCAUCCACCAUCUCUCUGCACCACUAAGGCGCAACUUAUGCAUGAGAAGCAAUGUUGCAACUCAGCAUGUUCUCUGUCAUCUCUUCUGGCCCUCUGUGUGUCUGGCUGAAAGACAGUUAAGAAAAUAAAGUCUAUGAAUUGCUAAAAGGUACAACAUGGGAACACCUCCACUGCCAAUGAACAGUUUGUCCAACAACAAAUAACCUUGAAAGUAUAGAGAAGUACAAAUGUCUUGUCUUUUAGUGGCAAGAAAUCAGAACUGGACUGUACUAGAGAUGUGAUAUGAUUUCUAUCUCUGUUGUCUGUCUGGCUCAGGUUAAACUCUUUGUGAAACAUUAACAAACACAAAC
Perca flavescens (yellow perch) is the source of this 1092-nucleotide messenger RNA. RefSeq lists its product as uncharacterized. Gene Ontology annotation, biological process: adaptive immune response. Gene Ontology annotation, molecular function: signaling receptor activity. Lineage: Eukaryota; Metazoa; Chordata; Actinopteri; Perciformes; Percidae. Bases 82 to 711 code for a protein of 209 amino acids. The record is from RefSeq and is a predicted model, not a curated record. Gene Ontology annotation, cellular component: membrane. The transcript is spliced from 4 exons.